Molecule: messenger RNA, 539 nt
Organism: Vigna angularis (adzuki bean)
Lineage: Eukaryota; Viridiplantae; Streptophyta; Magnoliopsida; Fabales; Fabaceae
Product: nodulin-related protein 2
Exons: 1
Coding region: 32-382 (116 amino acids)
Biological process (GO): response to heat; regulation of abscisic acid biosynthetic process
Source: RefSeq, a predicted model, not a curated record
UGACAGUUUUUGCAGAAGACGCAACUAAACAAUGGCUUCCGAAGAAACCCAGAACAAACCGACAGAGCAGUCGAGCAGCGACCUUCUGGCGAGCGCCAAGCUGGUGGCAGACGCGGCGCAGUCCACUCUCCGGAACGAAAGCGACAAGGUGGACAAGUCAAAGGUGGCGGACGCGGCGGGAGACCUUCUUGACGCGGCGGGGAAGUAUGGAAAACUGGACGAACAGCAGGGCAUAGGGCAGUACGUGGACAAAGCUGCCGAUUAUCUGCACCAGUAUCAGGACAAGGCUGCUGCACCUUCUCAACCUGCAGAUUCCAAACCUGAAGAGGGUGGUGGUUUGGGUGGUCUUGCAAAUUUGGCUGGAGGCUUCUUCAAAAAGUAGUUGUAGUAGAAGAAAAAGGAGCAGGUGAAGAAGGUCUUUGGUUUCUCACUUUAGUGUUGUUGUUCUUCUAUGUAAUAUUGAAUAAAUAUGAUAUGAUCUCCUGUUUGUAGAACAAAGAUCUUUUCUUAGUUCCACAAACAUGUUUUCUUUCUGUGUA